AUGGAGAAAACUGAUCUAGACAAGGCAAUUGAAUUACUUCAAGAGGCUCUCCAACAAACUCCAUUGGACCAUCCAAACCGACCAUCUCGACUUGAGGACCUUGGAAACGGAUAUGGGUGUCGAUACCAUUUGAACAGGGAUCCAGUAGACCUUGACUUAUCGAUUCGAGCGUCUCGACUUCACGCUCUUAGAACUAGCUACCAAUAUCGAUCCACACAGAAAGGGAGUUUAGAAGGUCUUAGUGAGGCAAUUCGGCUAUACUACGCGUCUCUCAAUAUGGCAUCCUCAGGGGAUCCACAAAGGGUACCUCAACUUGCCUGUCUUGGAGCUGCGUACGACACUAGAUUCCGGGCGAUUGGGACUAUAGCAGAUGUCGACGCGGUCGUCUAUCUAUUCAAGGAAUCUGCUGACAAAACCCCGCCGAAUCAUCCCGAAUUGGCGUCUCGACUUCAAUCCCUUGGGAAGGCAUAUGAAGGUAGAUACCAUAGCAAAGGGGAAGACGAAGACUUCAAGUUGGCAGUUCAAUCACAGCAGAGAUCUCUCGGGAAUACGGCUCCACCGGACCACAGAGGGGAUCUCGACUUUUGGAACUUGUUGUUGUGUACCGAGACCGUUUUGGUAGGACAGAGAAUAGGGAGCAUCUGGAAAGCCAGGCCUCUUCGACUUUGCAUUCUUGGAACUAAAUAUGCAUCGAGAUAUGAUGUUCAAACGGCACUUCGGGUGCUUCAAGAUGCUAUCAGCAUAACGAAACCAGACGAUCCUCAGUCAGCAUUUCGACUUGAUUUACUUGGAGUAACCUAUAAGAACAGGUAUCGACACACUGGGAGUAAGGAAGAUCUUGACAUGGCAAUACAACGGCUUCAGAAUUCCUUUGAUCACACCCAAUCAGGCGCCUGA
This is a messenger RNA of Rhinocladiella mackenziei CBS 650.93, 897 nucleotides long. RefSeq lists its product as uncharacterized. Gene Ontology annotation, molecular function: protein binding. The record is from RefSeq and is a predicted model, not a curated record. The coding region runs from base 1 to 897 and encodes 298 amino acids. Lineage: Eukaryota; Fungi; Ascomycota; Eurotiomycetes; Chaetothyriales; Herpotrichiellaceae. The transcript has 2 exons.